Messenger RNA from Alternaria alternata, 513 nucleotides. RefSeq lists its product as hypothetical. The transcript has a single exon. The annotation marks the transcript as partial. The record is from RefSeq and is a predicted model, not a curated record. NCBI's taxonomy places the organism in Eukaryota, Fungi, Ascomycota, Dothideomycetes, Pleosporales, Pleosporaceae.
GACCUCAGUUCGCAGCUAGGCUUCGUAUUGAUGCUCGUCAACGAGUCUACAGACGUCGACAAUACGUUCUCAAUCCGCGGCAACGUAAUACACUAUAGCUCGACGAAGUGUAAGCGCGUUACACGGAGCGUGCUCGCCUCCGAGAUCUAUGGCAUGGUCAACGGCUUCGACAUCGCCAUCGCCAUCGCAACCACCUUGAGGAUGAUCACAGAACGCCUCGGAAUACCUGUUAUUCCCUUAGUUAUCUGCACCGAUUCGUACUCCCUGUACGAAUGUCUUGUGAAGCUCGGGACGACAAAGGAAAAGCGCCUUAUGAUCGAUAUCAUGGCGCUACGCCAGUCAUACGAGCGUCGCGAGAUCACUGAGAUUCGUUGGAUCAAUGGCGAAGACAACCCUGCAGACUCCUUCACCAAGACAUCACCAAAUCGCGCCCUUGAACGAUUCGUCGACAGGAAUGAGUCGACAGUCCGAGUCGAGGGCUGGGUACAGAGGCCAACAGGCUCUGAUGUUUGA